This is a messenger RNA of Arabis nemorensis, 534 nucleotides long. Lineage: Eukaryota; Viridiplantae; Streptophyta; Magnoliopsida; Brassicales; Brassicaceae. The record is from the annotation of a GenBank genome assembly.
AUGAGCAUCCGAACAAGUUGUACUUGGAGAUCUGAAAACUUUGCCUUUGGAUACUGUGAUGCCAAUGGUAAUAGAAAUGGUCCCAAUGCUGGUAAUUGUUCCGAGGUAGGUGACAAUAUCAUUCUUCACCAUCGCAUAUCUGAUGAGCCUCUUGAAAAUGGUAAAUCUGUUGAUGAAGAAGAUAAUGAUGGAUUAGACAACAUAGAAGAUCAUAAUGAGUAUGUUCAGCCGAAUUUAGUGUUUCCCCCAUCAUUUUCUCUUGGACUUACGCAAGAAGAGAAUGCUAAAUCUCUGGAGGGUGCUGGUUCUAUUGAGGAUAUAAAUGAAAGCGACGAUAUUAUUUUAGCACAAUUUUGUCAUAAAAGCAAGAGACAGAAAACUAUUCCCGCUAUUCUUAUUGAGAACUACCAAUGUGACAAAAAGUUUCUGCAAAGGACAAGGGAAUUUCAUUUGAUGGGGUUCAGAGAGAGUCAAAGGGAUGAUUAUUCUGUGAAGUUUGGGAAGCUAGUUGAGAAACUGAAAAAGGCCUUGUAA